Mustela erminea (ermine) is the source of this 1931-nucleotide messenger RNA. RefSeq names its product 3-hydroxybutyrate dehydrogenase 1 (gene BDH1). NCBI's taxonomy places the organism in Eukaryota, Metazoa, Chordata, Mammalia, Carnivora, Mustelidae. The coding region runs from base 536 to 1567 and encodes 343 amino acids. Gene Ontology annotation, molecular function: oxidoreductase activity. The record is from RefSeq and is a predicted model, not a curated record. The transcript has 7 exons.
GAACUGCGGCCCUGCGAUUGGCUGCGCAUCCCUCCGCGCGGGGUGGAGCUGGGUGGCGCGCGCGCCUCGCGGGCCGCCCAGCUUCUGCUUGAAUCCACUAGCGUGCGAGAGAAGGUGUCCUGGCUGUGGGUCCGCAGCCGCUUCGGGGCGGGUUUGGCUCUGUUCGCGUCGUUGAGCCCUGCGCGUUUUUUUCCAGCCCGUCGGCCAAAAUCGGCCUCGAGUCAGCUGAUGCAGUCACGGGCUAGCCCGGGUUGGGGGUGUAGUCGAAGAGGCAAGUCUUUCAUUACUGACGGCUGCUCGCAGGCCUCCUGCAGCCGGGAUCCUUCAGGACGCAGCAUAUGUCCUACUUCCUACCUGAGCUCUGGAGCCCGACUUUGCAUGGGUUUAAAUACACCGCUGGCGAGCGUGGAAGCUGACCUUUGGAAUUGCUGCAGAUUUCAUGCUCUCUCCAUACACAUAUGCAUAGAGUCUGUUUCCUGUCAGACACCAGAAACCGACCAGAAGGAGAUCCACCAUUCUACCUCUCGUGGCCACCAUGCUGUCCACCCGCCUCUUCAGACCCCUGUCACAGCUGCCGGGGAGAACCCUGAGUUGCUAUGACAGAGAAAAUGGAACAAGGCGCUCGCUGCUGUUUUACUCCGCCUCUCUGGUCCCUAGCAGCCGUCGUGCUUAUUCCGAUGAGGUGAAGCCGGUUGGCAGCAAAGCCGUCCUGGUCACAGGCUGUGACUCGGGAUUUGGGUUCUCCUUGGCCAAGCAUCUGCAUUCAAAAGGCUUCCUUGUGUUUGCUGGCUGCUUGAUGAAGGACAAAGGAGACGAUGGGGUCAAGGAGCUGGAUAGCUUGAAGAGUGAUCGACUAAGAACCGUCCAGCUCAAUGUCUGCAAGAACGAGGAGGUGGAGAAAGUGGUGGAGAUCGUCCGCUCGAGCCUGGAGGACCCUGAGAAAGGCCUGUGGGGCCUCGUUAACAAUGCGGGCAUCUCGACUUUCGGAGAAGUGGAGUUCACCAGCAUGGAGACCUACAAGGAAGUGGCAGAAGUGAACCUCUGGGGCACUGUGCGGAUGACGAAAUCCUUUCUCCCCCUCAUCCGAAGGGCCAAAGGCCGCGUCGUCAACAUCAGCAGCAUGCUGGGCCGCAUGGCCAACCCGGCCCGCUCGCCCUACUGCAUCACCAAGUUCGGGGUGGAGGCCUUCUCUGACUGCCUGCGCUACGAGAUGCACCCGCUGGGCGUGAAGGUCAGUGUGGUGGAACCUGGCAACUUCAUCGCCGCCACCAGCCUGUACAGCCCCGAGCGCAUUCAGGCCAUUGCCAAUAAGAUGUGGGACGAGCUGCCCGAGGUAGUGCGCCAGGACUACGGCAGGAAGUACUUUGACGAGAAGAUCGCCAAGAUGGAGACCUACUGCAACAGCGGCUCCACAGACACGUCCCCUGUUAUCAACGCUGUCACCCACGCCCUGACCUCUGCCAGCCCCUACACUCGCUACCACCCCAUGGACUACUACUGGUGGCUUCGAAUGCAGGUCAUGACCCACUUGCCCGCAGCGGUGUCCGACCGGAUCUACAUACACUGAAGAGUUUCCCACCAGCCUCUGCUUGGGGGGCCCUGGUGGGAGGGAGAGAGGAACGCCGGAGGGUCGGAGGGAGGGUCUGGUGACGCCCCUCUUGGUGGCCUGCUUGUGCACUAUCCACAGUCCCUGGAGGACCUACUGCCAGUUGUAGCAUUAACCACAGGGGCUAGCUCAGCCCUACCUGGGGGCACUGUGAGUGGUGUGGGCUUCUCCGUGGGGGUGUGGAGUGGUGGGUGGGGUCCUUGCACCUUGAAACAUGGUACGUCCAUCUUUCUGAAGCUGAUUUCAUACAAAGACUUUGGGAAGACACGUUUAUAUUCAACACGAAUUUAUUAUAAAAUACAAUACAGAUCCUUUACAUUUUAAA